CUUAACCUCAAAAUAUUUUUUCAUAUUUUAAUCAUAACGGUAAAUAGUUAAAAAUUUAUUACUGAAAUUUUAUUUUAAAAAACGACUAUAGCUCCAUCUGCUCUAGUAUUUAUUUAUAUAUGUCGAAUUGCGCCUCUAUGUUCGUUUUUCUUUCAAUGCUUUAAACGAAAGAGAUUCAUUGUCACUUAAUUGUUUGCUGUGCUCAUGGAGAAUAGACUACAGUAGACCAAUAUAAUGUAAACACGGAAAAAAUUUUGGUGCACUGGUUGUAUUGGUUAGUUUAAAAAUUUUUGUACUUUAAAAACGGACAUCAGUUAUCCCGGUUUGGUGCAAUCUAUUUCCCCUACAGUGCGUCUGAUGUCCCUUACAGUGCUUCUGACACACCAAAUCAGGAUAACAGUUCUACUGUAGAUUGCGCAAUCUAAUUUAAAAAUCAUUCUCCAGGAUAAAAAUAUACGUAAAUUAAGGUUAUGUUAUUGAAAACACUGACAAAUAUUUCUUGACAUGCGUGAGAUGGUGGUAUCUGUGCAAAUCUUUCGCCAUCUAUGGGGAUUUAUGUAUGAAUCCCUACAGCAAAUGUUGCAUUUAUUUUUAUAUUAAUAAAAUUUAUAUAUAGAAACUGAUAUUUAUAAUAUGUUUAAAUAAUGAUAGAACUUUCUUGUUUUUUUGAUAGUACAAUAGAUCAAUAGUUUUUAUAUUAUGUUAGGUAGGUUAGUACAUGUCAUUUACUAAUAUCUCGUGAUUACAACAAAUUUCACCGAUUCAGACACAUUCUAGCGGGAAGUUGACAAAACAUGAACUUUCUACGAAAUAAUGCUUAUUUCCAAAUACAUUAGUUUGGUCUCCUGUAGUCUAUUCUCCAUGGUUGGGCUGUAUCUUUACGUCCACGUUUGCCAUCUAUUGUUCAACGCGUGAAUGACAGCUACCGCUGUCGGUAAUAUGUAUAUAUUAUGGUAACUACAAGUAUUUAGUGUAUACAGUAGUUUAGUUGCUCACAGUACACUGAGGAGUUGACAGUCUGUUUUAAAACACUGUUUACAAGUAAAAUGUCAGAAAAAAAUGAAAGCGUAUUAAAAAAAUCUGAAAAUCGCAAACGAAGCUUUUCUAUCAUGUCACUCCAUCAUCAUCAUCAUCAAAACGAUCAACCGCAGUCAUGUACGGAAAAGCAAGAAACUGAAGAAGAAAAAUUAAAUUCUCUUCGUAAUCAAUUUAUUAUCAAUAAUUUAGAGAAAUGUCAUGGGACUGAUGAUCGUGAUGGUACAAUUACAAUUAUUUAUAACAAUGAAGAAAAUAGCGACGAUAUCCAUGACGAGAAGGAUUUAAAUAUAGUAAAAGCUGUAGGCACAAUGACAAAUGAAAGUAGUGCUAUUUCUCAGCAACCCGAUCACAAAGUAUAUCAAUUGCGUGAAUUUAGUCUUAUUUACACAAUAAAAUGGUUAGGUACAUUCGAUGAGGAGAAUGAAAUAUUUACCAUAAAUCCGAAGAUAUUGGAAAAUUGUCAAAUUGUCGUGGACAAAUCAACUUUAGAAUUUGAGACAAUCUUUUUGCGGAUCUUUCAGCUAAUUAAUCCAUCGUUAUUGUGUGGAAUAAAGUUAGAUAAGAAUGUUAUUAUUGUACCGACAUUGUCAAUGAGAGCGAAAGGUUCAUUUAUCAGUUUUCACGAUGAGUUUGAAUACAUUUCCGGUGGACAAACAGUUCGUGAUUCUUUAAGUAAUUUUGUUUUUUUCGAUUAUGGUGGCACAUUUACAAAAUCACAGUGUCCAGGCAAGAAUGGAGUAUGGUCUAAUUACAAACGCAGCGAAGAUGGUCGCAUGGAAAUUUGGCCGACAAUAGAAAUAAUUGCUGCGUGUGUUCAGCUAAUUUAAGUGAACUAUUUUCUAAAUAAAGUUAUAAAAUAAUAAUAAAGAAAUAUAUCAUAAUUAUAAAAUUAUCAUUAUCAUGUAAUAUGCUUUAAUAAAAAUGUUUCAAAGUUAAA
Molecule: messenger RNA, 1975 nt
Organism: Leptopilina boulardi
Lineage: Eukaryota; Metazoa; Arthropoda; Insecta; Hymenoptera; Figitidae
Exons: 4
Coding region: 1047-1865 (272 amino acids)
Source: RefSeq, a predicted model, not a curated record